Molecule: messenger RNA, 1759 nt
Organism: Musa acuminata AAA Group (dessert banana)
Lineage: Eukaryota; Viridiplantae; Streptophyta; Magnoliopsida; Zingiberales; Musaceae
Exons: 3
Coding region: 268-1182 (304 amino acids)
Biological process (GO): mitochondrial respiratory chain complex I assembly; biosynthetic process
Cellular component (GO): mitochondrion
Source: RefSeq, a predicted model, not a curated record
CAAUCCAUCGAACAGGCAAAUGUGCAGAUGUCCGGUAAACGGUUGUGACGGUGACUAACAUUGCGGCCAUCGCUCGUUUCAGAUCGAAAUGAGACUUCCGUGGCUCCAAUAAAGUCGGAUUACAGAGAUCCAUUCCCUGCAGCCCUAAAUCGGCGAUCCCCUUUCCUCUCCCUCCGCGUGCGAAGGCCGCCGGCGGUGCGCCUCUCCCCCCCUACCGGCCUUUCGGUGGAACUCCAGUUCCGUGGAAAUAAUCACUCCAAGGAAUUGAUGAAUAAUGCCAACACUUAUAGCGGUAGCAUUCGAGCAGCCUUCUCUUACUGUGUGCAACAAGUACGUAGUUAUGAUUACCACCAUUACCUUUGCCUGCUUCAUCUUCCCCCAGCCAUGCGCAAGACUGCCUUUGCUCUCCGUGCCUUUAAUGUUGAAACUGCAAGGGCUAUGGAUGUUGCAUCUGAUCCCAAAAUUGGCCUCAUGCGCCUCCUUUGGUGGCAAGACGCAAUUGACAAAAUAUUUGCGAAAAAGAAUGUUGAACACCCAACGGCUCAAGCUCUCUCGUCAGUUAUAUCAGAGCAUAAGAUCAGCAAGCACUGGUUGAAACGCUCAGUAGAUGCCAGAAUAAAUGAUGCAAGCAAAGAAGGGGGUGUCCUUCCUGAAACUAUAGCAGAUUUGGAGCAGUAUGCAGAGGACACUACGUCAACCAUGCUAUACAUGACCCUACAAGCUGGUGGAAUUUGCUCAACUUCGGCUGACCAUGCAGCCUCACAUAUUGGCAAAGCUAGUGGACUGCUUUUGCUGCUCAAAUCCCUGCCUUACCAUGCGAGUCGCCAAGGGAGGAUAUCAUAUAUUCCAGCUGAUGUGGCUUCUAGGCAUGGUUUGCUAAUAACAGCCCACGGAAGGUCCGAGAUUAAGAUGGAGUCAGGUGAGGCACUUUCAGAUGCUGUUUUUGAGGUGGCAUCCGUUGCCAGUCUUCAUUUGCAAAAAGCUCGGGAGUUGGCUCCAGCGGUUCCCACCGAGGCUCUUCCCGUGCUGCUCCCGGCGGUGCCUGCUCAGGUUCUUUUGGACACUUUAAGGCGGAGGAACUUCAAUGUGUUCGAUUCAAGGAUUUUAGGUGGUGUCCAGGGCGUAUCACCACUAUGGUAUCAGUUGAAGCUAAAGUGGCAUGCCUGGAGGAACAAGUAUUGAGUUCAGCUCCUGGCAGUCAGAGAUUGUAGUUUGAAGCCAAGAUUUUUUAGUCUCUUUUGUGUCUCUCUUGGUUGCUGAUUUAUUCGUCUCUCAAUUUUACACCUGGACUAAAUAAAAUUCAUGAGUGCCUGAUUGAUGAUGGUUUUUCAUCAAUCAAACUCACCAGCAUUGCUGAACGUGGGUGCAGGAUCCAAUCUGUCCACUCCUCAGUUUCUUGCAAAUAGGUCAGCAAGAAUGUUUGGAUCUUUAGCAAAUGGAAGAAUCAAUAUGACACUGGUCAUGUGUUUCACAAGCUCAACAGCAUGCCUGAAGGAUUCUGUAUUAGUCUUGGAGCAUUUCCUUGUCUUCUUCUGUUGUAGUAAGCUUUCUGGGACUUACUCUCCCAAUAAACAGAACGUUCCAAUUCAUUUCAAAUCCCUUGUAACCCUCCUGCUUGUUCAAGGGUGAAAAAAUCACUGAAUGCUUCCUUUCAUCCAUGUUUUCCCUCUUUUCUUUAUGCUAUAUACAUUGGUUGGAGGUAAAAGCAUCUCCAUGAGCAUAAAUCAAAUUUAUGGUGUAUGCUGAGGAUGAAGGUCCA